GCCAGUCUACGCUGAACCCUCGUUCUGGGCGAGCGGUCUCGGGUUCGGAUUCGCGUUUGUUUAUGUCAUAAGAGCGAAAUUAUUCGCUCACAGUUUAUACACAGACACACACACAUACACAUACACACAUUCACAUACACAAACACACACACUUAUACACUGCCACCAGCCAAGAUGAGCAAAUAUUUGGACUUGGGCCUUGGCAUUACAAUAAUCAAUGUCUACUAUUCGCUAUCAUAUUUUCUAAUGUGGUGCGUGGCAUUGCAAAAAGCCAGCGACGACGACAGUGAGCCAUUUGUUUGGCAAGCCGUUUACAUGGGCAACGUAUUUCUCAAUGCGUUUCUCUUCUUGGGGCUGCGUAAGAGAGAUCGCUGGUCGGUCAUCAUUUGGUACUCUUUGACGUUGCUAUGGUUCGUGCCCAAGCUAUACGACCAUAAACGAGGUUGUCAAUUGGACGCGCGCGGUUCAACGUACCGCACUAUCAAUCUGAUAAUGGAAACCUAUGUGAUUAUAUCUUUUGCUGUCAUGGCUUUGGUUUACGUGAAUUUGUCCAAAGAGUUGCCUUUAACUAAGAAUCGCCGCAGAUAUAGAUCAAACGGACAUGUCCAGGAUGUACAAAUGUUGGAAUUGAGCUCAAAUGUGGUCGGUAAAGCACCCUUAGCAACUGCCGAAGUGGAUGAGGACCUGGAUCAAUGCCUGCCAAGCAGCAGCAGUGGCAGCAACAAUAGAGGCAUGCAACAAGUUAGCAGCAUUGAAUUUCAUCGAGCUGCUGCUAAUGAACUGGAUGAUGAUUAG
This is a messenger RNA of Drosophila hydei, 795 nucleotides long. RefSeq lists its product as uncharacterized. Bases 175 to 795 code for a protein of 206 amino acids. The record is from RefSeq and is a predicted model, not a curated record. The transcript is spliced from 3 exons. Lineage: Eukaryota; Metazoa; Arthropoda; Insecta; Diptera; Drosophilidae.